Molecule: messenger RNA, 2433 nt
Organism: Hevea brasiliensis (rubber tree)
Lineage: Eukaryota; Viridiplantae; Streptophyta; Magnoliopsida; Malpighiales; Euphorbiaceae
Exons: 14
Coding region: 58-2301 (747 amino acids)
Biological process (GO): intracellular monoatomic cation homeostasis
Cellular component (GO): mitochondrial inner membrane
Source: RefSeq, a predicted model, not a curated record
CUCUGUCUCUCUGCCUUGAAGGCUUCGCUGAAGAGCUUUCUCUCGUAUAAACGGUCAAUGACUUUAUUUUCCACUCUUUCUCCCACUUCUUCUUUCCUUUCUCAUUCUUCUAUGGCUUCCCAUUCCUCUCUGCAACUUUCCAAGUCAUUCCACUUCUCAAAGUCUUUUGGAUCAAAAAGCAAAAGGACCAUGGCUGAUGUACCCAAAUUAAAUAUAAAUGGGAAGAAACUUGGAAAUUUUCUCUUUCUGAAGAAUAGUGGUUCACUUGAAUUGUUCUUUGCACAUUGCUGUUCUUCACACUGUUUUUCUUUAAGAGCAUUAUCAUCUAUGGCCUCUUCUGAUUCUGCUGAAGAAACUAUGGGUGACAAUAGUGCCGCUGUGGCUAAAGCUGACAAUAAUGAAAUGGAGUUCAAUCGUGUAAAUUGUCUUUUAUGGGUAUUGCAUGAAUCUGCUGCAAGCUUUUCAAUUGCAAUUCAGUCACUUAAACUGCCAGGAAGAAGUGCAGAGCUCGCAAUGGCUUGGAACGGGAAGGAUGUUCAUGAAUGGCAUAAACGUAUUGCUUACCAGGUAGCUGUUUAUGCUUUGUUAAAAACGGCAAUUGAAGUAGAGAUUUUGCUUUCUCUUGAUCGUCACAACAAUGCAUCCCCCGUUAAAGAAAUCUUGACCCCAAAGAUAAACUUGGUGGGAGAGUACAUUGAAAGUCAGUUGAACAUGAAGCAUGCUGACUUAGUACAAUGGUUUAGAGUGGUGGAAUUGCCUCGUAUUGCAGGUUUUUUCAUUCCCUUGCUGAGGAAGUGGUCCGCGGAAUAUGCUGGAAGUGGUGUUGCAGGAAUCAUUGUGGCAAUAAGCUGCUGCGCUGCCGUUGCAAAGCUGGGUUCUGGAAGAAUUUCUUGUCCUAUGUUUACACUAUCAGUUGAGGAUGUAUUAGUAGAGCUCAUGGAUCUUUCACAUAGUCUUGUAGAAGUGGACAAAUUGCAUCAAUUAGCAACUGAGGCUGGAUUUGAACUCAACUUCCUAUCCCAUUUUGGAGCAAAGGUACUGCCUUGCAACAAAAUUGAAGAGCUAGAAUUCUGGAUUGGACUGGCUCAGCGAAAACUCUCAGUGGCAUUCGGCAAAGAAAUGGUGGUCAGAGGCACAGAAAACUCUCAUGAAAAGGUUCAGGCAGAUAGCUUGGCUACUGUUGGACUUUUUGCCUUCCUGGGAAGAAAGACUAGAUUAUUCUUGUCAAGAAUGAAUGUUAAGGAUCUUGAUGAGCUGGUUAAAGACUUCCUCAAUUACUUGGAGUGUGGUAUCCUUUUCAUUCACCCUGAACUUGCUUCCAUAUCAGCAUAUGAAUGUUUCAUGGAGGCAGUAACUGAAGAAAUCGGAUGGCUUGAUUUUUAUGGUACCUGUUGUCCUCUGAGCAAUCAAGAAAGGAAAAGGUCAAAGCAGCAUCCAAUUCAAGCAGAGAAAGAGAUUAUCCUAUCCACAGUAUUUACUAUUUGUUACGAUGUUUUCUCUGGCUUUGCUCACUUCAGCCGUUCAACUCAACAGCCUUUAGAUACAAAAUCACUGAAAUUUUUGCUGCAAAGCCAGAGUCUGUUAACUGUUUGUCUGGAAGACUACCGGGCUGUUUAUGCCAGAUCUUGUGAAUUGCCGAAGAUUGCAGAAGCAGGUGCCUCUGAUCGCUCCCUGUCUGUAGGACUAAAGGGCACAGAAAAGUUAUCUGUGGCAAUGGAAGCACAACAGAAUCCAACUGAGUUAAUGCUACAGGGAUGCGUAAAAGUUAAAUCUCAACAAGGAAUUAGGCUAAGAAAGGCUGGCAACUUUGCUGUGACAGAAGUAAUAACCUUAAUGGAGGCCUCCGGCAUCUCCAUCAAAUCAAGUCCUCUGAAUGAGAGUUUACUUAGGAGAUACAGUGUCAAAUUAGCAUCUACAAGUUCUGAUGUAUGCAUGGGAACCCAAUUGCUCUUUGUAGACAUUAUGGAUGCAUUGGGAUUAGUCUUAAAGCAAUUACGUGGCCAGAAAAUUUCAAGAAGGCAACGAAGGAAGUUGAAGAGAACUCUUACUGACAUUGCUACACUUAUCCCAAUUACAAUUUUAAUGCUAAUUCCUGUCUCUGCUGUAGGCCAUGCGGCAAUGCUAGCAGUUAUCAAGAACUACAUGCCAUCCUUGAUCCCUUCUCCAUACUCUUCUGAGCGGCUUGAUGUUGUCAAACAACUAAAUAGAACUAAAAAGAUGGAAGUUCAAUCGUGGAGCAACCUUCAAGAUCCAUCCUCUAUAAUCAACCUUGACGACCAAUCUUCUAAUCCUGUUGUAUAAUAAUUUUCAUGGAAUAGUUGCCCUCCCUUUAAUGCCACCAGUGCCUAAUUGUAUAUGUAGAGUCCCUAAAUACUUGACGAUGAAUAUGAUGCAUACUGAAGUUUAAUAUAACUUGGUAUCUUACAGUGUGUA